CGAAAGUGAAAGGUAACCUGAAAGCGUUUGAGAGAACAUUGAGCUGUAUGCUGAUUGUGCAACUUCAGUGAUGUACAGGUUUUGUGUGUUGACGAUAUUAGUCAUACAGGCCGCUGCGGACACUUUGUAUUUUUCACAACAUGAGGAUGUAAACCCUGCCCAGCCAGCCAGUUCUGAUGGGGUCAUGUGCCCUGACGGGAGGUCAGAGUGUGCUAUAGGGCAGACCUGCUGUCAACUCAACUCAGGGGCUUAUGGCUGCUGCCCUUACCCUAAGGCUGUUUGCUGCAAAGAUCAUCUGCAUUGCUGCCCUGAGAGAUCUAGGUGUGACCUCCGGCGUAAGAAGUGUUCCCGCAGAGAAGAACAGCUUCCCCUAGCUGUUCAUUUACCUGCCAGACUUGUUGAUGAAGACAACACUAACCACCUGAAAAAAGAGAUCAUACUGUUAACAGAGGAGGAAAACGAAUUGCAGCAAGAGGAAAAUAAACUCAUUGAAAACAAAAUCACAUUGACAGAGGAAAAAAUUAAGUUGACAGAGGAGGAAAUACAGUUAGCGCUGAAUGAAAAUCAGUUGACUCAAAAUAAUGUAAAGCUGAUACAAAAAGAAGAGGUAAUGACAGAAAACAAAGUUCUGUUGACAGAAAAUGAAUUGGGUAACGAAGUGAAUGUGACUCUAAAGAAGGAUGUUGUGUGUCCAGGUGGUCAGUCUCAGUGUCCAGAGGGAAGCACCUGUUGUAAACUGGCCUCUGGUCAGUAUGGAUGCUGUCCUUUACCAAAGGCAGUGUGUUGCUCUGACCACACCCACUGCUGUCCCUCAGGCACAACUUGUGAUACCAGUCAGGGCAAAUGUAACAGAGGUGAGAUCAGCACCCCUUGGCUGAAGAAACAACCUGCCCUGCCCAGAGUGAGCGUUAGCAAUGUGGUGUGUCCAGAUGGUCAGUCCCAGUGUCCAGAUGGAAGCACCUGUUGUAAGCUAGCCUCUGGUCAGUACGGAUGCUGUCCCUUACCGAAGGCUGUGUGUUGCUCCGACCACACCCACUGCUGUCCCUCAGGCACAACCUGUGAUACCAGUCAGGGCAAAUGUAACAGAGGUGAGAUCAGCACCCCCUGGCUGAAGAAACAGCCUGCCCUGUCGAGAGCAAGUGUUGGCAGUGUGGUGUGUCCAGAUGGUCAGUCCCAGUGUCCAGAUAAAAGCACCUGUUGUAAACUGGCCUCUGGUCAGUAUGGAUGCUGUCCCUUACCAAAGGCUGUGUGUUGCUCUGACCACACCCACUGCUGUCCCUCAGGCACAACCUGUGAUACCAGUCAGGGCAAAUGUAACAGAGGUGAGAUCAGCACCCCCUGGCUGAAGAAACAGCCUGCUCUGUCGAGAGCAAGUGUUGGCAGUGUGGUGUGUCCAGAUGGUCAGUCCCAGUGUCCAGAUAAAAGCACCUGUUGUAAACUGGCCUCUGGUCAGUAUGGAUGCUGUCCCUUACCAAAGGCUGUGUGUUGCUCUGACCACACCCACUGCUGUCCCUCAGGCACAACCUGUGAUACCAGUCAGGGCAAAUGUAACAGAGGUGAGAUCAGCACCCCCUGGCUGAAGAAACAGCCUGCUCUGUCGAGAGCAAGUGUUGGCAGUGUGGUGUGUCCAGAUGGUCAGUCCCAGUGUCCAGAUAAAAGCACCUGUUGUAAACUGGCCUCUGGUCAGUAUGGAUGCUGUCCAUUGACAAAGGCCGUGUGUUGUUCUGACCACAUCCACUGCUGUCUCUCAGGCACAACCUGUGAUGUCAGUAAGGGCCAGUGUCUACGAGGCUACAGUACAAUACGCUGGCAUGAGAUGCCUUUGUCCAGGCCGGUCAGCAAGCUAACUGAGACGGACAUCAAAUGUCCAGAUGGUCAGUCAGAAUGCCCAGAUGGAAACACCUGUUGCAAACUGCCCUCUGGCGAGUAUGGAUGUUGUCCGUUGCCAAAGGCUGUGUGUUGCUCUGACCACACCCACUGCUGUCCAACUGGCACUACCUGUGAUGUGAAGGAGGAGAAGUGCAUCCGGGGCCACAGCAGUUUUCCAUGGGUCACCAAACUGCCUGCCAGACCAUCUGUCAAGUCUGUACAAAAGAACAUUGAGUGUCCAGACGGUCAAUCCCAGUGUCCAGAUACGAGCACUUGUUGUAAGCUGGCCUCUGGUCAGUAUGGCUGCUGUCCGUUUCCAAAGGCCCAGUGUUGUUCAGAUCACAGACAUUGCUGUCCACAAGGAUCCAGCUGUGAUGUCAGCAAGGGAAGCUGUGAUAAGGGUGAGGUUAGUGUUCCCUGGGCAGAGAAACAACUGGCCGUCCCAAAACAUUAGGGACGUUUGCCUUAAGGAAGAUACACACCAUCAACCACAACGCGCAGAAAAUUGAACGGCAUUAUGGCUAAGACAAGGCUUAAAUUUUGUAUUUGAGUUUUGCUUUGUCUAGCUCUAGAGCAGGCAUUUAUUUUUGAUUCUGAUCUUUGUACCUGUGUUCUUGCAUGCAUGGUGCAUUAAAUAUAAUAUAGCAUUACACAGAUUCAUUCAGAAGAAAAGCAGAAGAAUUCUAAUUCGUCCUGUUCAUCGGCUUACGGGCAUGAAAGUGCGUGAAAGGGCGUGAAAUCCGUUUUAGGUAACUCUCUUGUAAAAAUCACUUUGCUUGAUUAUGUUUCUGAAGAAUGACGAUUUCAUUUAAGUUAGAAUUACAGGAAAUGGACCACAUCUAAGUGGAUGCCAUUAUUAGUUGAUUUCAAGUUUUCAAAUAAUAGUACAUACCAGGCAUAUCCUAGCCACAUAUUCUGGCAAGCUUAAAUCUCAUCAAUUACUGUUAGCUAGGUACAUGUUCGCUGUAAGUUUCCUUAUCAUUAUCUAUUCUGACAAAAACAUUUAAACUUAUAAGCUGUGGUUGUGUGUUUGUAAGUUUUUAUUUUUUUUUUGUUUUUUUUUUGUUUUAGGAAGAUUAAUAAAUAUUGUAGCAUAUACUGAUGAUAUACAAAAAAGAUUUUAAAAAAAGCUAAAAAGAGAUAAAAAAAACGUCCACCCAGAAAUGAAAAACAGUGGAGAAAAUUCUUGUGAAAAUUGUAAAAUUGGGAAAGUUAAGAGUACUGAUUCCCUUGAUGUUGACUGUUGUGCUACACGUAUUUACAUUUUUUAGAUUAUAUAUGUAUAUAUUCUUUACUUCAAAACACUUGUACUAUUUGUAAAACUUUUGAAAUGUUUCAGUCCAGGUUCGCAUUAUGUUUUUUUCAUUUUGUUCUGUCUUGUUUGGUGUAUGGUUUAUGUUUAUUAAUGUAUCUGUUAAUCUUGGAGUUCCAGAAUUUUAGACCAUGUGUGGUCACUUUGUCCAGAAAACAGUGGCUCAUACAUUCCUAUUGUUUGACAAAGACAAAGGUGACGUUUUUAUGCUCGCCAUUGUGUGAAUCUCGUACUGAUUUUGUAUUGAAGUGAUAUUUUGUUCAUGCGUGAUGUAGGAUUUGAUAUUGAAAUGGUAUUUUGUCCAUGCGUGAUGUAGGAUUUGAUAUUGAAGUGGUAUUUUGUCCGUGGGUGAUGUAGGAUUUGAUAUUGAAGUGGUAUUUUGUCCGUGCAUGAUGUAGGAUUUGAUAUUGAAGUGGUAUUUUGUCCGUGCGUGAUGUAGGAUUUGAUAUUGAAGUGGUAUUUUGUCCGUGCGUGAUGUAGGAUUUGAUAUUGAAGUGAUAUUUUGUCCGUGCGUGAUGUAGGAUUUGACACUGUUUGUGACAGCAUUAUGACUUGAAGUUUUGAAAACAUUGGGCUUUGUAUGAAGGCAAGUAAAGCAAGAAGACUUUGAUCUUCUUACCCCAGAGGAGAAGCAGUCUGCAAGACUUUCAUGUGCACUACUCUGUAUGGUCACUGUAUGUCACUGAACAGAAAAAUCCCAGUACAGUACAGAAGAGUUUUGAUCCUUGUACUGCCUACCAGCUGCAUUGCGUGGCCCAAUAUUAUGAAGCAUAGUGUACAGAGUAAUUUUUCCACAGUACAGUGUGGUGCACUGAAGUACAAGAUAUCGGUGAGUCACACCGCACUGCACAUUGGUGAGCCACAUGGUGUAAAUCAAUGUAUCACACUGUACCGUGAGCCAUACUGAACUGUGCACCAGCGAGUCACACUGAACUGCGCACCAGCGAACCACACUGAACUAUGCACCAGCGAGCCCCACUAUACUGUGCAACAGCGAGCCACACUGUACUGUACACCAGCGAGCCACACUGUACUGUACACCAGUGAGCCACACUGUACUGUGCACCAGCGAGCCACACUGUACUGUACACCAGCGAGCCACACUGUACUGUCCACCAGUGAGCCACACUGAAGUGGACGCCAGGGAGCCACACUGUACUGUACACCAGGGAGCCACACUGUACUGUGUACCAGAGAGCCACACUGUACUGUACACCAGGGAGCCACACUGAACUGUACACCAGCGAGCCACACUGUACUGUACACUAGCGAGCCACACUGUACUGUGCAACAGCGAGCCACACUGAACUGUGCACCAGCACGCCACACUGUACUGUGCAACAGCGAGCCACACUGAACUGUCCACCAGCGAGCCACACUGUACUGUGCACCAGCGAGCCACACUGUACUGUCCACCAGCGAGCCACACUGUACUGUGCACCAGCGAGCCACACUGUACUGUACACCAGUGAGCCACAAUGUACUGUACACCAGCGAGCCACAAUGUACUGUGCACUAGCGAGCCACACUGUACCGUGCACCAGCAUGCCACACUGUACUGUGCACCAGCACGCCACACUGUACUGUGCACCAGCGAGCCCCACUGUACUGUCCACCAGCGAGCCACACUGAACUGUA
Messenger RNA from Liolophura sinensis, 4819 nucleotides. RefSeq names its product progranulin-like. The transcript has 10 exons. Gene Ontology annotation, cellular component: extracellular region. Bases 71 to 2323 code for a protein of 750 amino acids. NCBI's taxonomy places the organism in Eukaryota, Metazoa, Mollusca, Polyplacophora, Chitonida, Chitonidae. The record is from RefSeq and is a predicted model, not a curated record.